AUGGCGGCGGAAGAAGACGAGGAUGACUACAUGUCCAUGGUCAUCGAGGAACCACUACAGAAAGAGACAUUUACGCAAAAGAAGCGCCGGCUUCAGCGAGAGGCCGAAGCCCGCGCAAAAGUCCCCUCCAAAGCCGAACGCGCCGCACAGGAAGCCGCUAAACGGGAUGAAGCCCUAUCAACCAGCACACUAAACCCCUCGAAUAAGGGCUUCCAGAUGAUGGCGAAGCUUGGGUUCAAGCCGGGCCAGACAUUGGGUAAACCUUCGGAUGAUGCUGAUCCGUCGCGCGAUAAAGAUGACGGUGAUUCCAAUGCGCGGUCACGCGCAGAGCCACUGAACUUGAUUUUCAAGGAAGACCGCGGCGGGAUAGGGCUGGAUGGUGAGAGGAAGCGCAAGUUCCGGGAGGAGGCUGAGGAGGCUGCAAAGAAGGUCAAGGCUGAGGAAGGCGAUUAUCGAGACCGCGUACGUCUAGAGCGUGAAACGAAACGGACUGAGGCGCAAUUCCACGCAGCGCAAAAGGUCGCGGAGCGACUGGAUGCGGCUGAGAAUGGAGAAACAAGCUUAUUUACUACGAAUGAUGUCGAGAAUAAGGAUGAGGAGGAUGAGGAGGAUGAGAACGGCAAAGAGUCGGAUACUGAAGGGGUAAAAGCCCAGUCCAAGACCAAGGUUAAGCCGACAUCCCAAAUCAAUGUGCUAUAUCGGGGCCUUGUACGUGAGCGAGAGGGAAAGGAACGCGCCAUUCAGACCCGACAUAUGUUGCAGACGUCUUUGCCAUCGUCCUUUUUCCCGAAUCCGCGUUUACCGGGAUAUGACGAUCCUGUACUCGACCAAGAGGAUCAGGAGGCCCUUGGUGGUGGGCGCGACCUGUCUACUGUUCUCGAACAAGAGGUUGAGGAAGAAGACCCGGAACUCGAUGAGUUCAAUGCGCUCGACCCGGCUGAGCGGUUGAAGAAAAUAGUGCAAUACCUCCGCGAAAAGCAUAAUUACUGCUUUUGGUGCAAGUAUGCCUACGACACAGCUGAGAUGGAAGGAUGCCCAGGUGUGACUGAGGAAGAUCACGAUUAA
Molecule: messenger RNA, 1065 nt
Organism: Aspergillus puulaauensis
Lineage: Eukaryota; Fungi; Ascomycota; Eurotiomycetes; Eurotiales; Aspergillaceae
Product: putative G-patch domain protein
Exons: 2
Coding region: 1-1065 (354 amino acids)
Cellular component (GO): kinetochore
Molecular function (GO): nucleic acid binding
Source: RefSeq, a predicted model, not a curated record